Molecule: messenger RNA, 1927 nt
Organism: Cheilinus undulatus (humphead wrasse)
Lineage: Eukaryota; Metazoa; Chordata; Actinopteri; Labriformes; Labridae
Gene: snai2
Product: snail family zinc finger 2
Exons: 3
Coding region: 204-986 (260 amino acids)
Biological process (GO): regulation of DNA-templated transcription
Molecular function (GO): DNA-binding transcription factor activity, RNA polymerase II-specific; RNA polymerase II cis-regulatory region sequence-specific DNA binding
Source: RefSeq, a predicted model, not a curated record
UCCUCCCAUGCACCUGAUGGGGAGUAUUUACAGCUCUUUACAGCUACUCAGUGCACUGUUUUCCAAGAGCGCAGCGCAGGACCAUGACACUCCACUGGACUUAAGAAAUAAGGACCAAUCUUUACGCAUCGAACUGACGCUCACGGCUGCUGAGAUUUAACAAGAGAAAAGUUUGCCAGAAAGUUUUACACUUGUUCCUCAAGAUGCCACGCUCUUUUCUGGUCAAGAAACACAUAAACUCCGCAAAGAAGCCAAACUAUAGUGAGCUGGAGAGACCAACAGUGUUUAUCACGCCGCACAUCUACCGGGGCCUCCCUCUGCCUGUCAUCCCGCAGCCGGAGAUCCUGAGCCCGACAGCCUACAGCCCCAUCACGGUGUGGACUACCAGCAGCCUGCCUCUGUCUCCACUCCCCAGUGACCUCUCCCCCAUCUCCGGAUACCCGUCCUCGCUCUCCGACACCUCCUCUAAAGACCACAGCGGCUCGGAGAGCCCGAGGAGCGAUGAGGACGAGCAGAUGCUGCCCAAGCUGACGGACCCUCACGGGGUGGAGGCGGAGAAAUUCACGUGUAGUUUGUGUACUAAGUCCUACUCCACGUACUCGGGACUGCUCAAGCACAAACAGCUGCACUGCGACGCCCAAACGAGGAAAUCCUUCAGUUGUAAAUACUGCGAAAAGGAGUACGUGAGCCUGGGGGCUCUCAAAAUGCACAUCAGGACUCACACGUUGCCUUGUGUUUGCAAAAUAUGCGGGAAGGCUUUCUCUAGACCGUGGCUGCUGCAGGGACACAUCAGGACGCACACCGGUGAGAAACCAUUCUCCUGUCCUCACUGCAACCGGGCAUUUGCAGACAGAUCCAAUCUCAGGGCUCACUUACAGACCCAUUCGGAUGUGAAAAAAUACCAAUGCAAGAACUGCUCGAAAACCUUCUCCAGGAUGUCUCUUCUGCACAAGCAUGAGGAAUCUGGGUGUUGUGUGGCACACUGAACUGGGAUACUUUUCCAGCAGCAGCAGCAGCAAGAAAAGAGAGAAAAAGAAACCCCCUCUGUUGCUUCUUUUAAUUUUCCAAGGCCAGGAGAACUGUCAGGGAAUCACAUGGAGGGGGAGUCUUGUGCUCCAAAGACUUGGUCGAUUUCAUUUCAGAGUGAGAAAUAGCUCACGUUCCUCUCUGUUUCAAGCAGUGUUUCUGUGAUUGCAAUCAGUGUCAAGCUUUAUCAUGCCAUGUACUCACCUACCUGUGCUAUUCAUGCACUUUCCUGCAUGUUUAGAGUGUUUUUUAUAAGCCCUCACAAUGUUAUCUCUAGUGUUUGUACCAAUGUCUCUUAUAAGUGGCUGUUCUGCAGUCGUCCACUUGUUACAUGAUACCAAAAAGCCAAACUAGAGGAAUACUGAAGCCAUUGUAACUUAGGGAACAAGUGCAAACAUUUUAGGGUGAAAUUAUGACUGUAAUAACUUUUGCACAGACAUUUCAAGUUUGCUAGCACUCAACCAAAAAAGAAAAAUCUCAAGUGCCUCAGUUUCUUGGCAAUAAUCUGUAUGUCUCCUUUUCUAUUUUUAUAUAUUGAAUGUAAGCGUGACUGAGAUGAUUGUAUAUUAACAGUGAAAAAAACUGUGAUGCUGAAUGAUUUUGAUAUUUUCAUACCCUCAUGACACUUUUGAAAUAAAGUCUCAUGACAUUUUGUAUAACUUCUGGCAUCGUUUUCAAGUCGCUUUUCAUCUGCUGGUGUAGAAAGAUCCUCCAGCCUGCAGGACUCAGCAGGAUUGCCAUUCGCCUCAAAUGGAAUAAGUCGCAUAAGAGUAAAUGAUAUUUAAUCCUGCUUGCACCAUCUCGUGUUGUGGUGAUGUAGAAAGAGAAAAAAAUCAAGGGGAGAGGUGACUCAGCUGUGAAUCAGGCCUGAACCUGCUCACUGUGAACCUGUCCAGACAUC